Messenger RNA from Podarcis raffonei (Aeolian wall lizard), 589 nucleotides. RefSeq names its product histone H2B 1/2/3/4/6-like. Gene Ontology annotation, molecular function: DNA binding; structural constituent of chromatin; protein heterodimerization activity. Bases 30 to 410 code for a protein of 126 amino acids. Gene Ontology annotation, cellular component: nucleosome. The transcript has a single exon. Lineage: Eukaryota; Metazoa; Chordata; Lepidosauria; Squamata; Lacertidae. The record is from RefSeq and is a predicted model, not a curated record.
CGCUACAGAAGUAGCGGCUGAUUUUGAAAAUGCCUGAGCCUGCGAAGUCGGUUCCUGUGCCUAAGAAAGGGUCGAAGAAGGCCAUCACCAAGACCCAGAAGAAGGGCGACAAGAAGCGCAAGAAGAGCAGGAAGGAGAGCUACUCCAUCUAUGUUUACAAGGUCCUCAAACAAGUCCACCCGGACACGGGCAUCUCGUCCAAGGCCAUGAGCAUCAUGAACUCCUUCGUCAACGACAUCUUCGAGCGCAUCGCCGCUGAGGCUUCCCGCCUGGCCCAUUACAACAAGCGAUCCACUAUCACUUCCCGGGAGAUCCAGACCGCUGUGCGCCUGCUGCUGCCCGGGGAGUUGGCCAAACACGCCGUGUCUGAGGGCACCAAGGCUGUCACCAAAUACACCAGCUCCAAGUAAACUUUAAAAGCCAACACUCCACUUAAACCCAAAGGCUCUUUUAAGAGCCCUCCACUUUUUCUUUAGAAGAGCUGUACUUGCUUUACACUUUAAAAAAGUCCUAGAUGCAUGCAGCAGAUUCCAGUGUUGUAAAAUUAACCCAAGCGUGCUUAAGGUUGGCUUAUUGGAUAACCAGCACA